Messenger RNA from Nematocida ausubeli, 318 nucleotides. RefSeq lists its product as uncharacterized. The transcript has a single exon. Bases 1 to 318 code for a protein of 105 amino acids. NCBI's taxonomy places the organism in Eukaryota, Fungi, Microsporidia. The record is from RefSeq and is a predicted model, not a curated record.
AUGCCAUACAAAAAGUUACAAGAAAAACUUGCAAAAUGGAAGAAAGUACUGAUGGAAGAAGGCUUCUUUAAAAAGGAAGCAUGUUUAAUUCCAAAAGACACAGCGCAGCCUAUUCCUUUAGAUCAAGGCGUAUACACCAUACUCGCUCUCCAUAGCCUUCUAUCCAUAGUAUUCAUAGUAUUCAUAGUGCAUAAUAUAAAGAAGCUCUUUUAUGCGCGUGCAAGGCGGAUUAAGCUAGAAGAAUUCGCAGAGAUCAAUAGAAAGCGCGAGGAGCUGAGAAGAAACUCUGCGCAAACCCAAGGCCCUUGCCACCAAUAG